This is a messenger RNA of Didymosphaeria variabile, 2703 nucleotides long. RefSeq names its product ATP-dependent DNA ligase Cdc17 (gene cdc17). Gene Ontology annotation, biological process: Okazaki fragment processing involved in mitotic DNA replication; DNA repair; DNA recombination. The record is from RefSeq and is a predicted model, not a curated record. The transcript has 4 exons. Bases 1 to 2703 code for a protein of 900 amino acids. Lineage: Eukaryota; Fungi; Ascomycota; Dothideomycetes; Pleosporales; Didymosphaeriaceae. Gene Ontology annotation, molecular function: DNA ligase (ATP) activity; DNA binding; ATP binding. Gene Ontology annotation, cellular component: nucleus; mitochondrion.
AUGCCGCCCAAGCAGGCUACCCUGGGGAAAUUCUUUGGAAAGAACGGAACGGCGCCGCCUAAGACCCAACAGUCGAAACUUUCUUUCGCGACAAAGGCAAAGACAGAGAAGAAGGUUGUUGAGCCUACAGACGAGCCCGAGUCCUCACCGGAGGCAGUGAAACAGGAGGUCGAGCCCAAGGAGGAACCGGAGUCAUCACCGGAGGCGGUAGAGAAGCAGAAUGGUGAUACUGAUGCUGGGGCGGAAGUGAAGAAGGAGGCGAAUGGAGAUGCUAUGGAAGUCGACAGCAGCCCUCCAGCUGAGGCAGGCAAGAAGAGACAGGCUGAAGAGGAAGAGGAGGACUCGGACGAUGCACCACCGACGAAGAGGGCGCGAGGAAGGCCCGCUAAGGCUGCACCGGCAAAGAAGGGCAAAGCUGCGCCGAAGAAAGCAGAGAAGCCUGUCGCUAGAGCUACCAAGAAGACGAAAAUUGUAGAGCCCGAGGAGGAUGAGGAAGACGAGGAGGUAGCGGCGCCGGCCAAGGUUGCCAAGGGCAAGAAGAACGAGGUAGAGAAGACACCGUCUGAAGAACCCGCGUCGAGCGCAAAAGAGGACGAGGAUGUUCUGAGCUCGGAUGAGGAACCUCCAGAGGUUGCCAAGAAGGCGCGAGAGAAGGUUCAAAGCACAUUGAAGGGUGCGUCGAAAGGUGCAACGAAAGAUCCCUAUCCCGACUGGAAACCCGGCGAGCCAGUCCCAUAUGCAGCGCUUUGCACCACUUUUUCAAAGAUCGAGAUGACAACCAAGCGUUUGGAGAUCCUUGCGCACUGUUCGUUAUUUCUGCGCCAGGUUCUCCGUCUUACACCGCAGGAUCUGCUGCCAACUAUAUUACUUAUGAUCAACAAACUUGCGGCGGAUUACGCUGGAAUCGAACUGGGUAUUGGCGAAUCGCUGAUUAUGAAGGCUAUCUCCGAGAGCACAGGACGAAGCUUGCAGCACAUCAAGCACGACCAAAACGAAAUUGGCGAUCUCGGUCUUGUGGCAGCGAAGAGUCGGUCAAAACAGCCGACUAUGUUCAAGCCGAAGGCUUUGACCGUUGCAGGUGUGCACAAAGGCUUGAUGGCUAUCGCGACCAUAGAGGGACAAGGUGCACAGGGUCGAAAGGUUGAUGGCAUCAAGAAAUUGCUGUCUGCUGCGGAUGCUCACAACGCUGGCAAGGCAGUCGACAUCGAGAAAGACAAAGGUGGGCCUAGUGAGGCUAAGUAUAUCGUACGGACGUUAGAAGGAAAGCUUCGGCUUGGUCUUGCAGAAAGGACCGUGGUAGUCGCUCUUGCUCAGGCAAUGAAGUUCCAUGAAAUGUCACAGGAUGACAAAAUCCCGUCGACAACAGACUUGGCGCAAGCUGAGGCUACCCUGAAGUCUGUUUACAGCGAACUCCCAAGCUACGAGGUCAUCAUUCCCGCGAUGCUCGAACACGGCCUAAGCAGCCUGAAAGACAACUGCCAGUUGCAGCCCGGUGUUCCUCUGAAGCCCAUGUUGGCAAAACCAACAAAGUCGAUUACAGAGGUUCUGGAUCGCUUCGAAGGCAAAGACUUCACGUGCGAAUACAAGUACGAUGGUGAGCGGGCACAGAUACAUUUUGUUGCACACGAUGCUGCACUCGAGAUGGCUACAGCAGCUCCCGCUGCUGGAAAGAGCGAUAAAGGUGUAUCAAACAUCUUCUCACGAAAUUCUGAGGACCUCUCGAAAAAGUAUCCGGACAUUCUCGCUAAGCUUCCUACGUGGGUCAAAGAAGGCACUAAGAGCUUUGUGCUAGAUUGUGAGACGGUGGCUUGGGAUAUAGCAGAAAAGACAGUCUUGCCUUUCCAGCAAUUGCAAACGCGCAAGAGGAAGGAUGUCAAGGCUGAAGACAUCACAGUCAAAGUUUGUGUCUUCGCUUUUGACAUCCUUUACCUCAAUGGCGAAGCUCUCGUCAACAAGUCCUUCCGAGAACGCCGAGAGCAUCUCCUAGGCGCCUUCAACGCAGUAGAGGGCGAAUUUGCCUUCGCCAAGUACGCCAACACCAACGAGCUCGACGAGAUCCAGAUUCUGCUCGAAGACUCCGUCAAGUCAGGCUGCGAAGGCCUAAUGGUCAAGAUGUUAGACGGUCCCGAGUCCUCCUACGAGCCCAGCAAACGGUCCCAGAACUGGCUCAAAGUAAAGAAAGACUACCUCGCUGGCGUUGGCGAUUCUCUCGAUCUCGUUGUCCUGGGCGCGUACUACGGCAAGGGUAAACGUACGAGCUGGUACGGAGCUUUCCUGCUCGCCUGCUAUAACCCCGGGACAGAGAAGUACGAGUCCGUGUGCAACAUUGGGACCGGCUUUUCAGAAGCCAUUCUUGAGACGCUGCACAAGCAGCUGUCUGAGAUUGUCAUCGAUCGACCGAAGCCGUUCUACACGCACAGUUCUGGAAACAAGGACCAGCCAGACGUCUGGUUCGAGCCGCGCUAUGUGUGGGAAGUCAAGACGGCGGACUUGACGCUGAGUCCAAGGUAUAAGGCGGCCGCUGACGAAGUUGCGGGCGGCGGUAAGGGCGUUAGUUUGAGGUUCCCGCGUUUCAUAAAGGAGCGGGAGGACAAGAAGCCGGAUAUGGCGAGUACGAGCCGGAUGAUUGCGGAGAUGUACUCAAGGCAGGAGAGCGUGAGCAAGAAUAAGGGGCCGAGUGUGGACGAUGACUUCGAGUACUAA